This is a messenger RNA of Calidris pugnax (ruff), 5038 nucleotides long. It is a transcript of the gene CLOCK, whose product is annotated as clock circadian regulator. Bases 520 to 3090 code for a protein of 856 amino acids. The transcript has 26 exons. The record is from RefSeq and is a predicted model, not a curated record. Gene Ontology annotation, biological process: regulation of transcription by RNA polymerase II; circadian regulation of gene expression. Gene Ontology annotation, cellular component: nucleus; cytoplasm; CLOCK-BMAL transcription complex. Gene Ontology annotation, molecular function: DNA-binding transcription factor activity, RNA polymerase II-specific; E-box binding; protein dimerization activity. Lineage: Eukaryota; Metazoa; Chordata; Aves; Charadriiformes; Scolopacidae.
AAGCUGAUCGCCGGGAGAGGUCGGGCGGCGUGUUGGGCCCCGAAGACUGUGCCAAAGAAGACUUUUACUCAGAUGACAUCACAUUUGGACUACUAAUGCUAUCCACCCACUCUACAAGGCACAAUGCAUUUCUAGGUAAUUUAACAAAUGCAGAGUGAAGCCCAUUCUUUCAUUUGCAAAAACCUUCUGGAAAAUUACUUGGAUGCUGUAAUUAAAUGUCAGUGAAAUUAGGUAGUUGUAUUUGGGGAAAAACUGAAGGAUCCACUGGCAGACACCAGAACGUUAUAAAAAUCCAGCAGUGGCAGAUGUAGUUAAGAGGGGUCGAGGGGUGCUGUUCCUCAGCUGUGCCAACUGUCAAAGUUCAGAAUUUAAUGCUUUUCUGCAGAAGAGGCUACAUCUAACUCCGCAUUGUUCUUCAAAGGAACCAGGUUUCAUCACUAAACCUCACACUUCAACAAGUCCCAAGGUGUAAAAGGCAAACGUACAAAUGUCUACCACAAGACUAAAGUGUGAUAUGUUAUGUUUUUUACCAUAAGCACCCAUAAAAUGAGCUCCAUUGCAGACAGAAAUGAUGGAAGCAUUUUUGAUGGGCUGGUGGAAGAAGAUGACAAAGAUAAAGCAAAAAGAGUGUCUAGAAACAAGUCUGAAAAGAAACGUCGAGAUCAGUUUAAUGUUCUUAUCAAAGAGCUGGGUUCCAUGCUUCCGGGUAAUGCUCGGAAGAUGGAUAAAUCCACUGUACUGCAGAAGAGCAUUGACUUUUUACGGAAGCACAAAGAAAUUACUGCACAAUCAGAUGCCAGUGAGAUUCGACAGGACUGGAAACCGACAUUCCUUAGUAAUGAAGAGUUCACACAGUUAAUGUUAGAGGCUCUUGAUGGUUUUUUUUUAGCAAUUAUGACAGAUGGAAAUAUAAUAUAUGUGUCUGAAAGUAUAACUCCCUUACUUGAACAUUUGCCAUCUGAUCUUGUGGAUCAGAGUGUAUUUAAUUUUAUCCCGGAGGGGGAACAUUCAGAAAUUUAUAAAAUACUGUCUUCUCAUCUGCUGGAAAGUGAUUCAUUGACACCAGAAUACUUAAAAUCAAAAAAUCAACUCGAAUUCUGUUGCCAUAUGCUGCGAGGAACAAUAGAUCCAAAAGAGCAACCUACAUACGAAUAUGUGAAAUUUAUAGGAAAUUUCAAGUGUUUGAAUAACGUUCCCAACUCGGCGCACAACGGUUUUGAAGGAACCAUUCAGCGAUCGCACCGCCCUUCCUAUGAAGACAAAGUUUGCUUUGUAGCCACAGUUAGAUUAGCCACACCUCAAUUUAUCAAGGAAAUGUGCACUGUUGAAGAACCCAAUGAAGAGUUCACAUCUAGACAUAGCUUAGAAUGGAAGUUCCUAUUCUUGGAUCACAGGGCGCCUCCGAUAAUAGGUUAUCUUCCAUUUGAAGUUUUGGGAACAUCAGGCUAUGAUUAUUAUCAUGUGGAUGAUCUAGAUAAUCUGGCAAAAUGUCACGAGCACUUAAUGCAGUAUGGGAAAGGGAAGUCAUGUUACUACAGAUUCCUUACAAAGGGACAGCAGUGGAUUUGGCUGCAAACACAUUACUAUAUCACGUAUCACCAGUGGAAUUCCAGGCCAGAGUUUAUUGUCUGUACGCACACCGUUGUAAGUUAUGCAGAAGUUAGAGCAGAAAGACGACGAGAACUUGGUAUUGAGGAGUCUCUGCCAGAGAUAACAGCAGAUAAAAGUCAGGACUCUGGGUCUGACAAUCACAUCAACACGGUGAGUCUCAAAGAAGCACUGGAAAGGUUUGAUACCAGCCCCACACCUUCUGCUUCCUCCAGGAGUUCAAGAAAAUCUUCACAUACUGCAGUAUCGGAUCAUUCAUCAACACCAACUAAAAUGACAGUGGACACUAGCACUCCUCCGAGGCAAAGCUUAUCUGGUCACGAAAAGACUGCACAAAGAAGAUCAUCUCUGAGUAGUCAGUCUUUAAGCUCCCAGUCUCUUGGACAACCAGUAGUGCAGCCAGCGAUGUCUCAGCCUGCAACUCUGCAGCUCCAGUCUGGCAUGUCCCAGCCUGUGUUUCAGUUUUCAGCUCAAUUAGGAGCUAUGCAGCAUCUGAAGGACCAGCUAGAGCAGAGGACACGCAUGAUAGAGGCAAAUAUUCAUCGACAGCAGGAAGAGUUGCGUAAGAUUCAAGAGCAGCUUCAAAUUGUCCAUGGUCAAGGGCUCCAGAUGUUCCUGCAGCAGUCAACUUCUGGACUCAACUUUGGUUCUGUGCAGCUUGCUUCUGGAAAUUCUUCGAACGUCCAGCAGCUCACGCCAAUAAACAUGCAAGCUCCAGUUGUUCAGACUAACCAGACUCAAAGUGGGAUGAACACAGGCCAUAUAAGUACUCCACACAUGAUACAGCAGCAGCCUUUGCAGAAUACUGCGACGCAGCAUAAUCAGCAAAAUGUGAUUAGUGGACACAAUCAACAGUCUUCUCUUGCCAGUCAGUCCCAGAACACGGUCUCAGCACCUUUGUAUAACACUAUGGUGAUUUCUCAGCCAACGACGGGGAACGUGGUCCAGGUUCCUUCGAGCUUACCCCAGAACAACAACCAGAGUGCUGCUGCAGUCACCACCUUUACACAGGAGAGACAAAUCAGAUUUUCUCAAGGUCAGCAGCUUGUCACAAAGCUGGUGACGGCCCCGGUGGCGUGUGGAGCGGUCAUGGUCCCCAGUACGAUGUUCAUGGGGCAGGUGGUGACAGCUUACCCCACUUUUGCUGCCCAACAGCAGCAGCCACAGACUUUAUCCGUAACGCAGCAGCAGCAGCAGCAGGGUCAGCAAGACCAGCAGCAGCAGCAGCCACAGCUCACCACCGUUCAGCAGCCAGCCCAGCCACAGCUCACCCAGCACCCCCAGCAGUUCCUACAGACGUCCAGGUUACUUCACGGGAAUCAGUCAGCCCAGCUCAUCCUCUCUGCUGCUUUCCCACUACAGCAAAGCACUUUCACCCAAUCCCACCACCAGCAGCACCAGUCUCAGCAGCAGCAGCAGCAGCAACUGGCACGACACAGGACUGACAAGAUGACUGAUCCUUCCAAAGUUCAGCCACAAUAACAGGGGGCUCUGCCUCCUUUGGUUUGGUUUUUUUUGUUUUGUUCUGGUUUUUUUUGUUUUUUUUUUUUUCCUUUGAAGCAAACUAGCAGGAGGAGGCUUGCUCCAAAAAAACCAAGUUGCACUGAGGCUGCGGAGGAGGCAGCACGAAGACUUUCCAGCACCGUGGUGUUGAGGUCUGCUCCUGACUCCUGGAACCUCUUUAAGAAAAAAAAGCCACGAGACGGGGACGGGGACGUGGCCAACUUUUGAGAGUUUGCCCCGGUUUCUGUGUUCUAAAGGAUUUUCGCUGCCAUGUGUUAAUUUGUCCAGGUGAAAUCUCAAAAUGUGACUGAAAUGAGAGGGAUGCUGAAAAUAGUGGUAUUUUUAUCAAUCCUGUACAUUUUUAAAGUAUUAAAAUGGACACGGAGCAAUUGUUUGAAUUAGCAGGAAAAAAAAAUAAUAUGCCAGGAAUCUAGUCCAAAAACCAUCUAAUUUUUUUCAGAUGAUUAUGGGACAGUAAAUAUUUUAAAAAUGUUGUGUGAAAUCCAGUUCUCUGUUGUACAGAUGCUGUAAAAUAUUGUGUAUAUGUCUGCAUAAAAGGAGAAGAGAGCAAAAUAUUUUAUAUGAUGCAUGAAAACGUAAUCUGUUCUUUGUAGGUUUGAAUCUGUUUCCCCUAAAUUCUCACGCCAUACUCAGACUAAUGUUUUCCUCUGUUUCUACCCUUUUGUUUACAACAUGAUGCAUCCUUAAUUUUCACCCUUUAAUGUGGGCACAAGUCUCUCGUUUGUGCUUUGUCCGUGAUGUCAGGGUUUGUCCGGUGAGGUACAGUGUGUUGGUUAGUUGACUUCUCGAAGUUAAAAUUAUUGAUGAAGCUGUGUUUGGGGUUUUUUUUGGGUUUUUUUUGGUUUUUUUUUGAACUGGUGAUCAUCGCAUCAGGGUUCAGGACAUUCAGAUUCAUGAAUAUCAUCUGUCAUUUCAUAAUUAACUCAUCGUUUUAUUUGAAAAAAAAAAAUAGGAAUUUGCACUGCUUUCUUGUGGAUAUGGGUUGGAAUUUUAUUCCCCAAAGCUAUCUUUUGAUAUAGUUCAUAGUUGGAGAUAUUUAUGUAAAAGGUUUAAAAAAAAAAAAAGACAGUAAUUUUCAAGAAUGUUUCAGUUAUAGGAGUAAUUUGCACAAAAAUAUAUUUACAUUUAAUAACCUUUUGGGCACUUUUUAACCACUUUCUCUGUGGUGAGAAUUGUAACUUGUUAAAAUAUGUUGGAAUCUUUUUAUUCUCCUUCAAAAAUAAGUCAGAACUAAUUCAGGGUCAUUUUAACAACAACAACAAAACCCAUAGUGCCUUGAUUUUAAUUCAGGUGAUAACGUCGAACAUCUUGAAUUACAACGUCUGGAAUCUGUGACCAUUUUCAAUUUUGAAGUCUUAGUUACAUCGUCAGCCAAACUCGUGUAUCUAUUCCAUAGCUACUUCUGUGCUGUGCUUUGGUUUUUCAACGAUGGUCUGAGUUGAGAGCAGGAGCGUUUUUGGAGCGGCACUCCCCCUCAAACACUAGCCAGGAACAGAGAGGAGUCUCUAAAAUCUCAGACCUUGAAGGUAAAUUCUCUUAAAAUAUGAAAAAACCCAUAAAUCUCUAAGUAUUGAUUACUCCUUUUGCAGCAGGAGGAACAUUAAGCUGAAUUUUUUUUGUUUUAUUUUUUUUUUUUAAUCAUUUUUGUAGCGUUUGAAGCGUGUGUUGGGGGAGAUCACGACUGCAUUUAACACUACCAGGCUAUUGAUUUUUAAGAGAUACCGCUGAACUAAGACUUCAGAAGGCAACUUCACUUUACAAAGAAAAUAAAAAGUUCCAACAGAUACGAUGUGCUAUUUUAAGUAAACGUUCAGUAGGUUUUUAUGGUACUAGUUUGUGGAUAACCAGAACUUUGGAGGAAAAUUAAUAAAUGCUGAUAGAUCUGGUAAUUAAAAACAAAGAAAAA